Messenger RNA from Oncorhynchus gorbuscha (pink salmon), 2362 nucleotides. RefSeq names its product 5-aminolevulinate synthase, nonspecific, mitochondrial-like. Gene Ontology annotation, molecular function: pyridoxal phosphate binding; 5-aminolevulinate synthase activity. NCBI's taxonomy places the organism in Eukaryota, Metazoa, Chordata, Actinopteri, Salmoniformes, Salmonidae. Gene Ontology annotation, biological process: hemoglobin biosynthetic process; heme biosynthetic process; erythrocyte development. The record is from RefSeq and is a predicted model, not a curated record. Gene Ontology annotation, cellular component: mitochondrion; mitochondrial matrix. The coding region runs from base 254 to 2110 and encodes 618 amino acids. The transcript has 11 exons.
UAAUUGGGUAACAUGCUGAUUGGACCGGGCGUGUGCGUAUUUUGUCUCCACACCAGACGCGAUCAAAACCAACUUCAUUUGGGUCGGACAGGUCGAAAACUAUUGAAUAAGUCAUUUGGCUACGCAGACGCUCUUUUGAAGUGUGGGUGCAGUGAUUAAAUAACAUGUAAAUGUAUUUUGUAAGGGAAAAGUAAAACGGUGUGGUCAGCAUGCGAGUUAUGACAUCUAAAAUGCUUUGACAAUCACUGUAAGGAUGGAGACUUUAACUCGCCGCUGCCCGUUCCUGUCCCGCGUGCCCCAGACCUUCCUCCAGCAGGCCCGGAAAUCCCUGGUGGUCUAUGCCCAGAAAUGUCCUGUGAUGAUGAACCUGGCCUCUAAGCCUCUGGCCCGCGCUCUCUGCUCCUCCUCAGCUAGCUUCCAGAAGGCUGAGGACAACGUGACUUCAGCCCAGACACCAGGAGCCAAUGGGGGCACUACCACCAAGUUGCCUCAGAGCCACCCAAUGCCCCCCUUUGGCCAGGCCUCUGGGGCCUCCAAGUGCCCCUUCCUGGCGGCUGAGAUGGGCCAGAACAGCGGUGUGGUGCGCCAGGCCAGCCUCCAGCUGCAGGAGGACGUGCAGGAGGUCCGCACCAUCCAGAAAGAUGUGACUCCAGCCCAGGUCCUGGCCAGCUCUUCUGGUGCGGUCAACACCUCCAAUCUGAUGAAGAAGCUGCUGAAGCAACGUCCAACCAGGAUGACCCAACUGCUGCAGGAGAACAUGCCCAGUUUCUCUAACUUCCGCUACGAUGAGUUCUUUGAGAGGAAGAUUGAGGAGAAGAAGAGUGAUCACACUUACCGUGUCUUUAAGACGGUAAACCGGCGAGCCACGGACUUCCCCAUGGGUGACGACUACACCGAUUCCCUUAGCGACAGGAGAGACGUGUCUGUGUGGUGCUCCAAUGACUACCUGGGCAUGAGCAGACACCCGCGGGUCGUCAACUCCAUCACGGAGACGUUGCGUAAGCAUGGCAGUGGGGCUGGAGGAACCAGGAACAUCUCUGGGACCAGUAAGUUCCACGUGGAGCUGGAACAGGAACUAGCAGACCUCCACAGGAAGGACGCUGCGCUCCUCUUCACUUCCUGCUUCGUAGCCAAUGACUCCACCUUGUUCACCCUGGCCAAGAUGAUGCCAGGAUGUGAGAUCUACUCUGAUGCAGGUAAUCACGCCUCCAUGAUCCAAGGCAUCAGGAACAGUGGAGCCAAGAAGUUCAUCUUCCGUCACAAUGACCCCGAACACUUGAGAGAGCUGCUGCUGAAAUCAGACCCCUCCUCUCCGAAGAUCGUGGCCUUCGAGACGGUCCACUCCAUGGAUGGAGCGGUGUGUCCUCUGGAUGAGUUGUGUGAUGUGGCCCAUGAGUUUGGAGCCAUCACGUUUGUUGACGAGGUGCAUGCAGUGGGGCUGUACGGCGCCAGGGGAGGAGGUAUCGGGGAGCGAGACUGCAUCAUGCACAAGAUGGACAUCAUCUCUGGAACACUGGGCAAGGCGUAUGGCUGUGUUGGAGGCUACAUCGCCAGUACCGACGCCCUGGUGGACACGGUGCGUAGUUACGCUGCAGGCUUCAUAUUCACCACGUCUCUGCCCCCCAUGCUGCUGGCGGGCGCCCGCGAGUCCAUCCAGACCCUUAAAGGGGAGGAGGGCCGCGCCCUCCGGAGGAAACACCAGCGCAACGUCAAGCUGCUGAGACAGAUGCUCAUGGACUCCGGACUGCCCGUCGUCCACUGUCCCUCUCACAUCAUCCCUGUCAGGGUGUCCGACGCGGAGAAGAACACGGAGAUCUCUGACAUCAUGAUGAGUCGUUACAACAUCUACGUCCAGGCCAUCAACUAUCCCACGGUCGCCAGGGGGGAGGAGCUGCUUCGCAUCGCCCCCACGCCACACCACACCCCUCAGAUGAUGAGCUAUUUUGUUGAGAAGUUGGUUCAGACGUGGAAGGAGUCCGGUCUACCUCUGAAGUCCCGAUCUUCGGCAGGGUGUAACUUCUGUCGGCAGCCGCUGCACUUUGAGCUGAUGACUGAGGGAGAACAGUCUUACUUCAGAGGCCUGAGCCACCCCAUCUCGGCUCACGCAUGAUGACACCUGGGAAUACACGACACCCCAUUCCUCCGUCACGGUCACUGGCACCUUUUUUAUUACCUUGCUAGUGCGCUAUUUUAUCCACCACGGGGUCGUAGUAGGGCUCUCGUCUAAAGUAGCACACUAGCAAGGGAAGAGGGUACCGUUUGUGACAUCAUAGACUGUAUAUUUGUAUUUUAUAAGUGUCAUAACUUAUUAUUGAGUAUUCCAUGGGCACUAGAUUGUCAAAAUAAAUAUAACUUUAAUGUU